Rubroshorea leprosula is the source of this 2311-nucleotide messenger RNA. Lineage: Eukaryota; Viridiplantae; Streptophyta; Magnoliopsida; Malvales; Dipterocarpaceae. The record is from the annotation of a GenBank genome assembly.
GACUCCGGGAUCGGGGGCGGAGACGGCUCGAGUGUUGGCCAAACGAGGGGCGCGAUUGGUACUUCCGGCGCGGAGUCUCAAAGCUGCUAAGGAAGCUAAGGCGCGGAUUGUAUCGGAGUUUCCUGAUUCGCAGAUCAUUGUCAUGGCACUUGAUCUAAGCUCUCUUUCUUCUGUUCGAAAAUUCGUAGCAGAGUUCGAGUCGCUUGAUAUGCCUCUCAAUCUUCUGAUUAUCUCAACUUUCAACUUCCAAAGUAAUAGUUAGUGGCACAUGGAAGCCCAAUUUAAAGCUUGCAAUGAAAAGGACUUAUGCGUAGUGCUUCAAAAUCUUGAGGCCCAAUAAUCGUAUCUACUAACCUCUUAGCCCAAAAUUCCUAGAACCCUAAACCUCUGAAAUUCCUCCGAAGCACAAACCUUUUUGUUUGCUCUAUUAGAUUCAAGCUUCUCUUCUGAAAAUGGCGUCCUUAAUCCCAGAAACAACCCAGAAAAUCUUGACCCAUGAAGCCCUUCGUUCAGCAGCCAAGCAAUCUACAGGCUGCCUCGUCGUUCCGGUGCGCCUUCGUCGUGCCAUUAAGAAGUACCUCCGAGAGGAAGCAGACCCUUAUAUGAAGAGGAAGGUGCUGAGCUUAUCGCAGUCUUUUAGCGUGAUCAAGGACGUCCAUCUGCACCUCGCCUCAUCCACAUCCAAGGAGCUUGUUGAGGACCCUUUGAAGUCUUUGGAACGUUCAAAGAGGUGGAAGAUCAAGAGUUCUUAUGGAGAUAUUGGUUUUAAGUAUAGUGAUGACCAGACAGUGGCUUAUGUUGCUUCACGAAUGCCUGCAGUUUACUCUGCUUGUUAUAGGGUUCUCAGUGAGGUGCGUAGAAGGCUGCCAGAUUUUUCUCCCGCUAAAGUGUUGGAUUUUGGGGCUGGCACUGGUUCAGCAUUCUGGGCAUUGAGAGAAGUUUGGCCAAAGUCUAUUGAGAAAAUAAAUAUAGUGGAACCAUCACAAUCCAUGCAGCGUGCAGGUCGAAGCCUAAUACAGGGUCUGAAGAACUUGCCCCCCAUUCAUAGCUAUAGCAAUAUUCAAGCAUUAGCUAAAGACCUGAAAAAGUCCGAGAGGGGACACAACCUUGUAAUUGCUUCUUAUGUGCUUGGAGAGAUUCCCUCAGUGAAGGAUCGAAUUACCAUUGUUCGCCAACUUUGGGAUCUUACACAAGAUGUUCUGGUUUUAGUUGAACCUGGAACACCACAUGGAUCUAAAAUCAUUUCUCAAAUGCGAUCUCAUAUAUUAUGGAUGGAAAAAAGAAAAUGCCGUAAAUCUCAUGAGAAGGAAACUUCUAAGGAAAUUGUAGCUGUCAAAGCUGGGGCAUUCAUUGUUGCUCCAUGCCCUCAUGAUGGGCCAUGUCCAUUGGAGAAUACCGACAAGUACUGUCAUUUUGUUCAACGUUUGCAGAGGACAUCUUCACAACGUACACAUAAGGUUCACCAUUAGUUCUUUUCUUGUAUAGUUUAACAGGAAGAUUCAUAUGAGUAGGAUUUUAUACAGAUGGAGGUAGGGAUGUUCAGAUUGGACAGUGAUUUAUUCCUCCAUUCAUUCUAGUAAUUAUUCUAGAUUUAAUAAGGUCCAUAACCCAGCUGAAACAGAAACUGCAGCCCAAACAGUAUACUGUCUCACAAAAAGGAAUAGAAGUCAAAAGUAGAAGUCUUUUUUGUCCAUGUUUAGUUUGAUUUAUAACAUCAAAAUUUAGGUAACCACAUCCAAGACUCACAGGGUUGCUUUAGUAAAAAUAUUGUCUUCCCAAACCUUGCAUCCCUUCAUCCAUCUCUCUUCUCAAUACAAGAAUAUAAAUACAUAAAAAUUUAAUGUGUAAGCCCAGGCACAGGGGAAAAACAGAGGCUUGACCCAGGGACCUAGCUAGCAGUUGAGUAGUAUUUCUCUAUUUUCCCUUUUCUUCAUGUAUUGGUUGAUCUUUUGAAACUAGGGUCUUAGUUGUUUCACAAAUUAACUUGAUUUAUUCAUUUCUUCUCUUUGAUCAGUGUUUUUUUAUAACUGUUUUCUUGGUUUCUCUUCUUCUGGUUGUUGGGGAAAUGGGAAAAGAACAAAAAUGGAUGAAUUUUGAAGCAGAAUUUGAUGUUUGAUAUUGUUUCAGUAAGAAAAGACUGUGAAAGAUCCAUUCUUUUGUUUGGUUGGUAAUGAAAUUAUGAAUUAUUGAUUGUUUUUUCUGUUAAUCUUUGACAGUUAUGUGAGUUUCUUCACAGUUUAAAUGAGUUAAGUUUCUAGGAGUGUCUAUUUUUGGAGAAAAAGCAGCAUAGAAAUAUAUAGAAGGAUGGAGU